This is a messenger RNA of Racocetra persica, 301 nucleotides long. NCBI's taxonomy places the organism in Eukaryota, Fungi, Glomeromycota, Glomeromycetes, Diversisporales, Gigasporaceae. The record is from the annotation of a GenBank genome assembly.
GUUUGGUUUUUGUGAAAAGAAUACGCGAUUUAAGCCAUCGCGGCCAACGCGUAAAAACCCCCGAGGCGAUAGUGCGAUAUUUAGCCAAGUAUUUAAUCAAAAACUUUCGUUUACGCAAAGACCCUGAAAAAGCGAAAAAACACGGACUUUUGCCUGGCUACCGUUACCAAGCCGAAUGCGAAUUAGCCCGUUAUUUUGAGUUAAACAAAGAAAAGAAAUUGCGAGUAAAAAGCAAGGCCCGCCAGCAAGCCCAAGAGCCACCACUUAAAAACUCUUACUCGCCUAUUGAUUUUAUCAAAUU